AGUAAAGCUUGGUGACUGGAGAAGGUAUGAGAUGGAGGUUUAUCAUCAUGGGUCACCACCACAUGGUUUGACGUGAAUUUGGAUUGAGUGAACUCUGCUAUUAGAAAUGACCUCUAUUACUGAUACCUUCCUGGACCCCUCAAAGUCAGCCUUUCUAGACUUCAGCCAUGGACCAACAUCAUCUCCUCAACCACAGCAUUCUCCAAUCUUGGCACAUGGACAUUAUCCAUCCUUGCAUGGCUUUCACUCUAGCGGACAUGAGGGUCUCUUCUCUCCAGGGAUAUCGGCCUACGGAGGCAGGUCAUUCCCAUACCCAUACCCAACAUCUCCUGCAUCCAAUCCUCAUGGCCAUCAUAACGGGAACCCUUAUCUCAGCUACCAGCACUACAGUGGCGCACUUAGUCAUGGUGGGAGACUUGAAGAUCCAGAACCAGAGAAAUCAACAGUCAUAGAAAAUGGAGAAAUACGGAUAAAUGGAAAAGGGAAGAAAAUUAGAAAACCUCGCACAAUAUAUUCCAGCUUGCAACUUCAGGCAUUAAAUCAGAGGUUCCAACAAACUCAGUAUUUGGCGCUACCAGAGAGGGCAGAGCUGGCUGCACAGCUUGGCCUAACACAGACACAGGUGAAAAUAUGGUUUCAGAAUAAGAGAUCCAAGUACAAGAAGAUCAUAAAACACGGUUCUAGUAUUCAGGAUGGAGACCAAGCUCUCACCUCAUCUUCACUCUCUCCUUCCUCUCCUAAUGUUCCUCCCAGUUGGGACUUUUCUUCAGCUACAAAGACUACGGCAGUUGCUUCGAAUUACUUGAAUAAUUAUAACUCUUGGUAUCAGGCUCCAGAUACUUUUUCAAGACCCACAAUGAUGUAAUGAAACAAUGGAGGUCUUAAUGCCAGUUCAGAUGUAACUUGUCAAUAUGGGUCACAUGAAGAAAGGGGCUAUGGGCUUUUCUUGAAGUACUCUCUUCCAUGUUAAUAGCUAAACAGAUUGAAAGUAGUGUGAACCCAUCCAUUAACUGGAGAAGAAGAUUCAAUACCUUAAUGCACACCUAAUGGAAGACAGGCAGAUGGAUCAUUUGUUUACCAUGUGAAAUACAGACUAUGUAACAUAGAGACAACUUAUGUAGCUGCUAUGGGGCCCCUGGAGACAGGACAACCAUUCCAGGUUGAUCUAGUUUCCAUUUUAAUAAAUGAAGAGAACCUUCACAGAAAUGUGGACUACAAAGAUUAUACCAUGUAAGCAAACCAGUAGAAAUGAAUCUUGAUAAUGGGAUGUGGCCAUCUGACCUUUUGUCCCAGCUGGUUAGGAGUGUGGUGGUGUCAAACAGAACCUGCACAGGGGUCUUAUUUUUAUUGUUACUACGGAGCCCCCAUCCUCUAUCUACACCACAAGUAUAUUACAGAGCAUAUAAAUUAUGAUUGCCUCAGUAAAGAAAUUAAUCUCUUCAUUCUAUUAUGUACCCUAAAAUUUCACAAACAUGAGUGGUUGUUCCUGUGCUUCAGUGUUCAGCGCUGGGUUAUAACUGUGUAAAUGAUGCUCAAAUCCUUGGUGAUGGGUUGCAUUAUCAGGAAUAUUAGAUUACAAUUUCCACCUUCGCUGUGACAGGUAGACAGACAUAAGUAUAAGUAAAAACAACUAUAUAUAUCACCAGCUUAAUGCGAAUGCCCUCCUUUGAACACCAUUUUUAUCUAAAGAAGUCUAAAACACAUCUAUAUAGCAGUUUGAGCUCCGUUUAUCUUAACCUGAGCUUUGCACACAUUAUAUUUACUGUAACUGAUAAAAUUCUGAUUUCCUGAAGCCACCACUAGUCGUAGCUUAGGAGCUUACUACAUACUGUCAUACAUUAAAAGGUGUUUUCCAGUAAUUACACUCAUUUACCUAUGCCCUGUAGCCUGCAUCUAUUGAAAGAUUCAUACCUGCUCCCUGCUUCUCUGGUCCUGCACUCUGGCUUCUGUUCCUCCAUCUUUGGUCCCGACUUGUUUUCUUCCAAUCAUGUAUGAACAUGGUAACCUGCACUGCUGCAGCCAAUUACUCAUUGGCCAUGUCCAUACCCAGCUGGAAGAAAACAAGACAGUGACCAGCAGAUCGAGGAACGGGAACCAGUGCGCCGGACUGGAGGGGUAGAGAGCAUGUAAAUAUGCAUCUUUCGAUAGGCGAUACAGGCUACAG
Molecule: messenger RNA, 2164 nt
Organism: Bufo gargarizans (Asiatic toad)
Lineage: Eukaryota; Metazoa; Chordata; Amphibia; Anura; Bufonidae
Gene: DLX4
Product: distal-less homeobox 4
Exons: 3
Coding region: 107-865 (252 amino acids)
Biological process (GO): embryo development; cell differentiation; negative regulation of transcription by RNA polymerase II
Molecular function (GO): DNA-binding transcription factor activity, RNA polymerase II-specific; RNA polymerase II cis-regulatory region sequence-specific DNA binding
Source: RefSeq, a predicted model, not a curated record